This is a messenger RNA of Neocloeon triangulifer, 1023 nucleotides long. Its product is annotated as kelch-like ECH-associated protein 1B. NCBI's taxonomy places the organism in Eukaryota, Metazoa, Arthropoda, Insecta, Ephemeroptera, Baetidae. Gene Ontology annotation, cellular component: cytosol; P-body. The record is from RefSeq and is a predicted model, not a curated record. Gene Ontology annotation, biological process: neurogenesis. Bases 52 to 1023 code for a protein of 323 amino acids. The transcript is spliced from 7 exons. Gene Ontology annotation, molecular function: protein binding.
UGCACGCACAAGUCCAUUCCUCCGGUGUUUUCUUUAUUUUGUGCAGAGGAGAUGCGGAAUUUCAACAACAAAAUGAUCAGCAAGACAACACCAAAAUUAUUACCGUGUGGGCAGACAAAAAUCAAUCCGCAACAUCAUACACAAGAGCAAGAUAAAGUCUUUAAUGAUGCAAAGGAACACUCAACAUCCCAAUCAGUGUCGCUCUCCUUACAGCAAAGAGGUUUAAUGAUGUUCCAAGAAGGCCAGCUUACAGAUUGCGAGUUCCAGUUAAAUGAAGACGACAGUUUUGAUGAGUCGGAAUACACAAAUAUUAGAGCUCACAAAGUGAUUCUGGUUUACGCAAGCGACGUUUUCCGAUCGAUGUUUCUUGGGCAAUUUCCAAAUGAAGACGUCGUGGUCAUAAAAGAUGUCAAGCCGAAGAUUUUUAAGCACUUGCUAAGAUUUUCAUACACUUCAGAUAUUGCGGAAGAGGAGAUUAGCUUUGAAGAACUGCUUGAGUUGGCAGUCAGCGCUAACAAAUACCUCAUGCUGAAUCUCCAGAAAAUUUGCAUUGAUCUUGCUAGGAAAAAACUCACUCCGAUCAAAGUUUUCGCCGCCGAGUAUGUUGCUGAAUUGCUAGACGAAAAAAAGCUCCUCGAAGAUUGCUUGAGGGUGAUCAAAACUUCUGCUGCAUCUGCACUGCUGAGCAAAUGUUUUCUCGGCAUUACAAAACCGCGUCUGCUCACUCUUCUCGACAGCGAAAAAUUGAAUAUUUCCUCGGAAAUGACCCUCAUCAAUGCGUGCAUGCGCUGGGCUCAAUGCAAUCACCCUGAUGGGGUCAACGCGGUCAUGCGAUCUUUCCUGCCAAAACUACGCCUUCUAUCUCUAACUUCGCAUGAGUUUUCGGCAAACAUUGAAACUUUUUCUUGGCUGACAGACUCGGAGAAGGUUGCUGUUUUUGUUAAUAUCACAUCAAAACGGGACGCAAAAAUUGAGAUUCCUUCAGAGUUUUGCAAGGAAGAAAACAAACGAGAGGCAUACUAA